CCACAGCUCCACCUCCUCGACGUCGUCGUCCCGACAUAUAAACGUGCUCCACUCUUCACCUUACUACCUCCCGAUCAUUUCAUAUCCCGAUCGCUACCACUACGAACAGUGAUCCAUGGCGUCAGCUCGAGUCCACAGUAAUGGCCGCCUCCUUAUGCUUCUCCUUCUGCUCGCCGUCGCAGGCUUCGCCGUGGCGCAGCAGCCGGACAAUCCUCCGCAAGGCUACUACUACUCGACCAACUUCAGCCCGUCCAUGGCCAUCGUUAUUGUUGUCCUCAUCGCCGCCUUUUUUUUUCUUGGCUUCUUCUCCAUCUACGUCCGUCACUGCUACAGCGGCCGCGCCGACUACUCGACCACGCCGCUGCCUCAGACCGGCGCAGGGCGAUCGCGGCGGCAGCGUGGGCUCGACCAGGCCGUGCUCGUGACGUUCCCAACCAUGACGUACGCCGAUGUGAAGGCGCACAAGUCCGUCAAGGGCGCGCUUGAGUGCGCCGUCUGUAUCAGCGAGUUCGACGAUGACGAGACGCUGCGCCUGCUGCCCAAGUGCUCUCACGUCUUCCACCAGGACUGCAUCGACACCUGGCUCGCGUCGCACGUCACCUGCCCGGUCUGCCGCGCCAACCUCGCCCCCAACCACGACGGCUCGUCCGAGCCGGCGAGCGAUGUCCCCGCCGAGAUCCCGACGGAAGGAGUGCCGCCGUCUGCGUCUGCUGUCGACGUAGCGGCGCCAGGGGAGGCGCCGCCGGUGGUGAUCGACGUGGAGGAGACCGAGGAGGAGAGGAUCAUAAGAGAGGAGGCCGCCGAGCUGACGCGCAUCGGCAGCCUGAAGCGCGCCCUGCGUUCGAAGUCAGGGCGCGCGCCAGCCCGUUUCCCGCGUUCGCAUUCGACGGGGCACUCGCUCUCCGCGGCGGCCAGCGCCGGCGCCGGAGCAGGCUCCGAGAGGUUCACGCUGCGGCUGCCCGAGCACGUGCUCCGGGAGGUCAUCGCGGCCGGGCACCUCCAGCGAACGACGAGCCUCGUGGCGUUCCGCGCCGGCCGCCAGGGGAGCACGCGCCGUGGCCUCAGGGCGGGCGGCGAAGGCAGCAACCGCGCCGGGAGGAGCGUCCGGCUAGGCCAGUCCGGACGGUGGCCGUCGUUCCUGGCGCGGACGUUCUCGGCGAGGCUGCCGGCGUGGGGAUCAAGGUCGACGCGGAGGGGCGAGGGGGACGGGUCGAGCAAGGGCGGGAGGACGGCCGGCGCCGGCGGCAGGUCAGUGGCGUGCGACGACCAGGCGUGCGCGCUUGGGCAACGUGUUUGACGUGGCUUCGCUUCAGUACUGAGGUCAAAUCGGAGGCCGCUAGGAAACCGUUGUUGCUUUCGUCGUCGUCGUCGUCGUGCGAUUUUUCUCUUUUUCUUGGUGGAAUUUUGGAGGGAACGAUGGUUCUUCGUUUUUUCCUGGAUGAUUGUUCAUUCAAAUUUCUUUUCUUCAAUCUGUACAGAUAUACUGUAUAAUGGUUGCUCUUAGGGGAAUUUACGACCAAAUUAUACCUCCUUGUUUAAUUAGCCAUGAUGAAACAUUUUUUUUUUGGCCGCAAAAUAAUGUGUGUGCGCACAUUCCU
This is a messenger RNA of Oryza brachyantha (malo sina), 1598 nucleotides long. Its product is annotated as E3 ubiquitin-protein ligase ATL31-like. The transcript has a single exon. NCBI's taxonomy places the organism in Eukaryota, Viridiplantae, Streptophyta, Magnoliopsida, Poales, Poaceae. The record is from RefSeq and is a predicted model, not a curated record. Bases 116 to 1297 code for a protein of 393 amino acids.